Messenger RNA from Colletotrichum gloeosporioides, 888 nucleotides. RefSeq lists its product as uncharacterized. The record is from RefSeq and is a predicted model, not a curated record. NCBI's taxonomy places the organism in Eukaryota, Fungi, Ascomycota, Sordariomycetes, Glomerellales, Glomerellaceae. Bases 1 to 888 code for a protein of 295 amino acids. Gene Ontology annotation, biological process: mycotoxin biosynthetic process. The transcript is spliced from 5 exons.
AUGAUGCAGUCAAAGAAGUCCGGAUCUUACACGAUACCGCUCGCCGAGCGGGUGGACGAGGCCGAGGAGGACCUCGAGUCCCUCGAAUCGAAUCCCAGAUUCUGGGAACACAGGGACGGAAAGAAAAAGAUUUGGAUGUACGCUACAGCAGCAGCCAUCCUCAUCGUGACCAACUUCAUCUCAGCGCGUAUCGGUGCACAUUUCGCCCCAGGGAAGGCGAAUCUCGAUGGCGCUUGUGCCGAGCAUACUACACAAUGGUCGCCUCUUCUGAAGGACGUGGACGUCAAGUAUGAAUGGAAAGAAUUUAAUGGGUCGUUUCUGCAGGAGGAUGUCUACCGGAAAGAAGGCUCACCGGAGGUUGACGCCGCGUGGGAAGCUUUGGGAGUGGACUGGACCGGGACACUGACAAAAGUAGACCGUGCCGGUGUGAUUUCGAUCGAGGACGGUCUAAAGAGCGGCAUGGACAUGUCGUUCGUUCAGAGAUCCGAGAAGUAUGGCGCAGGUUUCUUUGUCAACGUGGAAGGAAUGCAUCACCUCCAUUGUCUCAACUUGGUACGAAAAGCGCUUUACUACAAUUAUGACUACUACAAGGGGAUGGGAACCCAUGCAUUUGCGAACGACGACAACAUUGUCAAGCUACAUGUCUCACAUUGUCUUGAUGCCGUCCGCCAGGUUCUCAUGUGCAACUUCGACACCGGCGUCCUCGGCCAGGUCUGGGCGAACAACCCGCCUGCCCCCUUCCCCGACUUUCACACGAAGCACAAGUGCAAAAACUACGAGGCUAUCAGAGAAUGGUCUGAGAAGCUUCAGGCACCUCCGGUGGAUGAACUCCCAGGGGACUACACUACUCCCCCAAAGCCAAGCGACAUUAUUCCUCAAACCCCGUAA